GCGGGGGGCGGGGAGCGGCUGCGGCCAGACCCACCGGCAGCCGGGCGGGCGCUUCCUGAGGCAGUGUCCGCCGCCGCAGCCUCAGCGGGAGCGGGCUGCCUCUGAAGAAAGGAGAAUGGCGUUCAGCAAAGGAUUUCGGAUCUAUCACAAAUUGGACCCACCACCUUUCAGCCUCAUAGUGGAAACUAGGCAUAAGGAAGAAUGUCUCAUGUUCGAGUCUGGGGCUGUAGCCGUGCUCUCAUCUGCAGAAAAGGAGGCAAUCAAGGGUACAUACUCCAAAGUACUAGAUGCAUAUGGACUCUUAGGUGUUUUACGAUUAAAUCUUGGAGAUACUAUGUUACAUUAUCUGGUCCUAGUCACAGGAUGUAUGUCUGUUGGAAAAAUUCAAGAAUCUGAAGUGUUCCGAGUUACUUCCACUGAGUUUAUAUCACUACGAAUUGAUUCUUCAGAUGAAGAUCGCAUUUCAGAAGUGCGAAAAGUUUUGAAUUCAGGAAACUUUUAUUUUGCAUGGUCUGCCUCUGGCAUCAGUUUAGAUCUGAGUCUUAAUGCACAUCGUAGCAUGCAAGAACAGACAACUGAUAAUAGAUUUUUCUGGAAUCAGUCUUUGCAUUUGCAUCUCAAGCACUACGGUGUGAAUUGUGACGACUGGUUAUUACGCCUCAUGUGUGGAGGAGUAGAAAUCAGAACAAUUUAUGCUGCUCAUAAACAGGCAAAGGCUUGCCUCAUUUCAAGAUUAAGCUGUGAACGAGCUGGGACCAGGUUUAAUGUUCGGGGAACAAAUGAUGAUGGUCAUGUCGCCAAUUUUGUAGAAACAGAACAGGUUGUGUACUUAGAUGACUCUGUUUCUUCCUUCAUACAAAUCCGAGGAUCUGUUCCACUGUUCUGGGAGCAACCAGGGUUGCAAGUGGGAUCCCAUCGUGUCCGUAUGUCAAGGGGAUUUGAAGCUAAUGCACCUGCUUUUGACAGGCAUUUUAGAACACUUAAGAAUUUAUAUGGUAAACAAAUAAUAGUAAAUUUGCUUGGAUCUAAGGAAGGUGAACAUAUGCUCAGUAAGGCUUUCCAGAAUCAUUUGAAAGCUUCUGAACAUGCCGCUGAUAUCCAGAUGGUGAAUUUUGACUAUCAUCAAAUGGUUAAAGGAGGAAAGGCAGAAAAAUUACAUAGUGUUCUUAAACCUCAAGUCCAGAAGUUUCUAGAUUAUGGAUUUUUUUAUUUCAAUGGAAGUGAAGUUCAAAGAUGCCAGAGUGGUACUGUUCGAACAAACUGCUUGGAUUGUCUUGAUAGAACAAAUAGUGUGCAAGCAUUUCUUGGCUUAGAGAUGCUAGCUAAACAGUUGGAAGCUCUUGGGUUAGCUGAAAAACCUCAGUUGGUGACUCGCUUUCAAGAAGUUUUUCGGUCAAUGUGGUCUGUGAAUGGUGAUUCAAUCAGUAAGAUAUAUGCCGGGACUGGAGCUCUUGAAGGGAAGGCUAAGGCUGGAAAGUUAAAAGAUGGUGCUCGUUCUGUUACCAGAACAAUUCAGAAUAACUUCUUUGACAGCUCCAAGCAAGAGGCCAUUGACGUUUUGCUACUGGGAAAUACUCUAAAUAGUGAUUUAGCUGACAAAGCUCGAGCUCUUUUAACUACUGGAAGCUUGCGUGCAUCUUCUAAAGUACUAAAGAGCAUGUGUGAGAAUUUCUACAAGUAUUCAAAGCCCAAGAAAAUUCGCGUAUGUGUCGGGACCUGGAAUGUGAAUGGUGGGAAGCAGUUUCGCAGCAUAGCUUUUAAGAAUCAGACACUCACUGACUGGCUUCUUGAUGCACCCAAGUUAGCUGGCAUCCAGGAGUUUCAAGAUAAAAGAAGUAAGCCAACUGAUAUAUUUGCAAUUGGUUUUGAAGAAAUGGUAGAGUUGAAUGCUGGAAACAUCGUGAAUGCAAGCACAACAAAUCAGAAGCUCUGGGCUGUGGAACUUCUGAAGACAAUCUCCAGAGACAACAAGUAUGUGCUGCUGGCUUCUGAACAGUUGGUGGGCGUCUGUCUGUUUGUUUUUAUCAGACCACAGCAUGCUCCUUUUAUCAGGGAUGUUGCAGUGGAUACUGUGAAGACUGGAAUGGGAGGUGCAACUGGAAAUAAGGGAGCUGUUGCAAUCCGAAUGCUGUUCCAUACAACCAGCCUUUGCUUCGUCUGCAGCCACUUUGCUGCAGGGCAGUCACAAGUCAAAGAAAGAAAUGAAGAUUUUGUAGAAAUAGCACGAAAAUUGAGUUUUCCUAUGGGAAGGAUGCUGUUUUCCCAUGACUAUGUAUUUUGGUGUGGCGAUUUCAACUAUCGAAUCGAUCUCCCUAAUGAAGAAGUUAAAGAACUCAUAAGACAGCAGAAUUGGGAUUCUCUUAUAGCAGGAGAUCAGCUUAUCAAUCAGAAAAAUGCUGGACAGAUUUUUAGAGGAUUUUUAGAGGGAAAAGUAACCUUUGCUCCGACAUAUAAAUAUGAUUUAUUUUCUGACGACUAUGACACCAGUGAAAAGUGCCGUACCCCUGCAUGGACAGACCGAGUCCUCUGGAGAAGAAGGAAAUGGCCUUUUGAUAGAUCAGCUGAAGAUCUGGAUCUUCUAAAUGCUAGUUUUCAAGAUGAAAGCAAAAUCCUUUACACAUGGACUCCUGGCACCUUGCUGCACUAUGGAAGAGCUGAGCUGAAGACUUCUGACCAUAGGCCUGUCGUUGCCCUAAUUGAUAUAGAUAUAUUUGAAGUUGAAGCUGAAGAGAGGCAAAACAUUUAUAAAGAAGUAAUUGCAGUUCAGGGUCCACCAGAUGGCACAGUAUUGGUCUCAAUCAAAAGUUCUUUACCAGAAAACAAUUUUUUUGAUGAUGCCUUGAUUGAUGAGCUCCUGCAACAGUUUGCAAAUUUUGGUGAAGUUAUACUCAUAAGAUUUGUAGAAGAUAAAAUGUGGGUCACAUUUUUGGAGGGAAGCUCUGCCUUGAAUGUUCUGAGCCUAAAUGGUAAAGAGUUAUUGAAUCGGACUAUAACUAUUGCUUUAAAAAGUCCAGACUGGAUCAAAAAUUUGGAAGAAGAAAUGAGUUUAGAGAAAAUUAGCAUUGCAUUACCAUCCUCAACGAGCUCUACCCUACUUGGUGAAGAUGCGGAGGUCACAGCGGAUUUUGAUAUGGAAGGUGAUGUUGAUGACUAUAGUGCAGAAGUGGAGGAACUUCUUCCUCAGCAUCUCCAGCCAUCUUCAAGUUCUGGCCUUGGCACUUCCCCGAGCUCUUCACCCCGGACCAGUCCCUGCCAGUCACCUACAAUGUCAGAGGUUCCUGUACCUUCCCUUCCUGUCAGACCAAGCCGAGCACCAUCAAGAACUCCUGGGCCUCCCAGUGCACAGAGUUCUCCUGUUGACACUCAGCCAGCAGCCCCACUGCAGCAGAAAGAUCCUGCCCAGCCCCUGGAGCCCAAGCGACCCCCACCUCCCCGUCCGGUUGCUCCUCCCACGCGUCCUGCUCCCCCGCAGAGGCCUCCGCCACCUUCAGCACCCAAAAGCCCUGGAACAACACGGAAAGAUAAUAUAGGACGCAAUCAGCCUUCACCUCAGGCAGGACUUGCAGGCCCAGGUCCUGCUGGAUACACUGCGGCCAGACCAACAAUUCCGCCCCGUGCUGGAGUUAUCAGUGCCCCUCAGAGCCAUGCGCGAGCGGCUGCUGGAAGACUGACUCCUGAAAGCCAAAGCAAGCCCUCAGAAGCAGCCAAAGGCUCAGCUUUCCUUCCUGAACCACUGAAGCCUCAGGCUGCUUUUCCUCCGCAGUCUUCUCUGCCCGCACCUGCUCAAAGGUUGCAGGAGCCUCUUGUCCCGGUGGCAGCACCUGUGCCUCAGUCUGGCCCGCAGCCAAAUUUGGAAGCCCCACCCCAGCCGCCACCUCGGAGCAGGUCAUCCCAUAGCUUGCCUUCAGAAGCUCCAUCACAGCCGCAAGUAAAAACAAAUGGAGUCUCCGGUGUCAAAGGAGAAUCAACAUUAAAGGGUGAUCCAUUUGAAGAUCUAUCACUUAAUCUGCUUGCUGUAUCAAAGGCUCAGCUAUCUGUUCAAAUGUCACCUGUUCUAACCCCAAACCCAAAGAGGUUGAUUCAGUUGCCUUCUGCAACACAAAGUAAUGUUAAUACUUUGAGUUCUGUAAGUUGCAUGCCAACAAUGCCUCCAAUUCCAGCUCGGAGUAAAUCCCAGGAAAAUAUGCGAAGUUCUUCAAACCCAUUUAUUACUAGCUUGACCAGCACAGAUCCUUUCAGUGACAGGACUGCUACUCCUGGAAACCCAUUUAGAACUGAAUCUCAAGAAUUAGAGUCAACUUCGUGGUUCUCCAAAGAAGAGCCUGUUACUAACAGUCCUUUCCCUUCUCUGAAGCCUUUUGGUCAUAAUAAAAGCAACCCUUCAUCGUCACUUGAUGACUUUAAGGACAGUUUUGAUCUGCACAGCCAGUCUACAGUAAAAAUUAGCAACCCAAAAGGAUGGGUAACGUUUGAGGAAGAAGAGGACUUUGGUGUGAAAGGGAAAUCAAAGUCAGCUUGUCCAGACUUACUGGGUAAUCAGCCACGUUCAUUUUCUGGCUCCAGCGUGAGGUUGGAUGAUGACUGGAAUAAAGAUACAAAUGUUUCUUUCUGUGUGUUGCCAUCAAGAAGACCACCUCCACCUCCUGUCCCUGUGCUCCCACCUGGCACCAGCCCUCCAGUAGAUCCUUUUACAACCUUGGCAUCUAAGGCAUCACCCACGCUAGACUUUACAGAAAGAUAAUGUUAUAUGAUAGAAAACAGCUGGGUUUUUUGUUUUUUAGUUUUGGCAGGGUAGAGCCAAAAGAAUUGGGCAUUAGUUAUUCAUUAUGUGCAAUAAUAAGUAAUUGUUAAGUGCACUGACAUCUUCAUGAAAUACCACUGUUUGAUGUAUACAGAGUUGGAAUAUGUGUAUAUCAGAAAUAAGGAAAAGUCCUUGUUAUUAACUGGAGUUUUGGUGUGUUUCUCUUCGGAUGAAUAGGAGACAGUAGUAGCCAUAAAAAGUGUUUAAAACUACUUGAGCAAAUAGUCCUUAUUCAGAAAUUUUUUGUCAGUCUUCUCUGAAGCAUCUCAAAAAGCCCAUGCAACUUUUAGCUGACAUUACUGACAGCCCUUUCGUACUUGUUAACAAUUGGUAUUUAUGAGUAUUUACCAAAGAGCUGCCAAAGUUACAGUGAAACAGUUUUGAAAGGCAUUGCUUUAUUCAAAAGUAUGUGUGUAUGUAUGCAUAUACAUAUAUACACAUUUACAGGUUUAUACAACUCAUAAUUUAAAUUCUAGGAUAUCAGUCAGACCAAAUUUUACCUAAAAGUUCUAACAAAGUCCUCUUUUCAAUAUCUUCUUAGCAAAAGAUGGCUGCAAAUGUAAUUUGAACAUUUCAUUAAUUUUAUUUCCAAAACAAAAAUAAUUUCACUACAUAACUGGCAUUUUCUACCAUUGCACACCCUUCAGAUACACACAAUCUUGUUACUUUCCAACUCUGGCACCUCCAUAUGCUUUUCUCUGGGAGGAGGUUCUUGCAGCUGGAAGCAGCAUAUUUUGUGGUCAUUAUCAUAUGGAUGGAUAUUCUAGCCCUCUCAAAAACACACUAAAGCCUUAUGUGCAAGGAAGGCACAGACCACCAAGUUCAGUGAGAAAUAUUAGAGCUAAUUGUACUCUUUUCUCUGCAUAUGUUAAGGUAUAUGGUGACCAUUUUGCUCCCACACUUUUCUUUUUGCUGCUUUUGCUCUGCAACCUUGCUUUUAAAGCAGGGAAAGCAGCCAUCUUCAGAGUGCUCUGAAUUGAGGAUAUACCCAGUGUGUUCUCUCCCCUCUUAGGAGGCUACAUAAACACAUCUAUGAUGCUGCUUUAAGUUUUUAGAGGCUAUACCUCAAAUUAGCUGUGGAUUUUGUCUCCUGCACUGCCAAUAUGCAACUGAUCCUGCUUCUAUUGAUUUUAUGAAGAAGUACAAAGAAUUUUUACAGAAUGUAGUAUUUUGAUAUCAUUAGGUAAACCAAUCAGAAAACAACUUGAGCAAUAGUUGUUUUGUCAGUUUAAGUUAAAAACAUCUUUGCCCAUUAAGACUUAUAUUAAUGUUCCUUUUAUAUAAAGAGUUGUAUAUGUCCACCUAAAUUCCUAUGUCCACCUAAAUUCCUAUGUUCACAUUUAACCUUUAAAGAUGUGCACUGAGGGAAUAUCAAAAAAUAGAGUUCAUGGCUAAAAGUAUGUAAAAUGUAAAAGCACAGCACACCGCAUUGCACUAACAUAAAGCAAAUCUAUUAGGAAAACACUUUUCUAAAAGCUCAAAUGUUAUCAAAAUACUAUAUUUAUAGAAGUAAUCCUGUUAACAGCCAGGAUUUGCUGUUAGAAAUAACUCUUGUGAGUUUUAUAUUGUGCUUUUUGGAGGUUCUAAUCAUUUCAGCAGUAGCAUCUUUUAAACAGCAGUAUUACUAUAAGCAGUAUGCUUCAAAAUGUGAAUUAACUUGUUGAAAUUGUGGCUUUAACAUCUAUGUGACUAGUGUAUACAGUAUUUGCUCUCCAUUAGCAAAAUAAUUCAUUGUUAGGUAAACAUCACUAGUGCAAAUUGCAGUUCUGUGAGCAAUGUUACCUAUUGAAUAUAAACUACUGUCUAAAGUAUACAUAUCAUCAGCAGCUCAGCCUUUAUCAGGAAAAUUAUACUUGGUAAGUUGCUGAAAAUGCACAGAGUUAUGAAAGUUAAAGGUAUGCUGCAAAUAACUAGCCAUUAUUCUGUGUAUUAUUAAAUAUUUAGCAGUUCUGUUAAAAGCAGAGCAGAAGUUAGACACUAAGGAUCUCUUUGUGAAUUCUUUGUUCUCUAUAGUAGAUUGCUGUUUAUAUGUAAGAAUUUUAUUGCUUAUGUGGCAUACAAUAUUUAUAACUAUAUACUUUAUAGAAGUACAGUAUUAAAGUCAGUGAUAUACAGACAUGUACAUAUCCUGUGAAAUGUGCUGUUGUGUGAAAUAAAUAUACCUGUCUUUAC
This is a messenger RNA of Lemur catta (Ring-tailed lemur), 6973 nucleotides long. RefSeq names its product synaptojanin 1 (gene SYNJ1). Gene Ontology annotation, molecular function: RNA binding; phosphatidylinositol-4,5-bisphosphate 5-phosphatase activity. The record is from RefSeq and is a predicted model, not a curated record. Gene Ontology annotation, biological process: brain development; synaptic vesicle endocytosis; phosphatidylinositol dephosphorylation. Lineage: Eukaryota; Metazoa; Chordata; Mammalia; Primates; Lemuridae. The transcript has 29 exons. Gene Ontology annotation, cellular component: perinuclear region of cytoplasm; presynapse. The coding region runs from base 116 to 4741 and encodes 1541 amino acids.